Mytilinidion resinicola is the source of this 3153-nucleotide messenger RNA. Its product is annotated as Serine/threonine-protein kinase atg1. Gene Ontology annotation, cellular component: cytoplasm; autophagosome. The transcript is spliced from 3 exons. Gene Ontology annotation, biological process: peptidyl-serine phosphorylation; autophagy; protein autophosphorylation. The coding region runs from base 101 to 3049 and encodes 982 amino acids. Gene Ontology annotation, molecular function: ATP binding; protein serine/threonine kinase activity. The record is from RefSeq and is a predicted model, not a curated record. Lineage: Eukaryota; Fungi; Ascomycota; Dothideomycetes; Mytilinidiales; Mytilinidiaceae.
ACGCCAUCCCUCUACCCGCAUCUUCGUUGGUAGUUAAACACCUCGCCCCCCCCCAGGCCUGCCACAGCUUCGAAGCCUCGCCGGCUGGCCCUCCGCCAUCAUGGCGACCCCGGCCCUGCCACACAAGUCAAGGCGCCCGUCGUCUUCGACGCAAGCCUCAUCUCAACAAAGCUCCGAGUCCGAGAUCGGGCCCUUCAGGAAGCUUUCCCACAUCGGAAAGGGCAGCUUCGCGGAGGUCUACCGUGGAAUACACGUCGAAAGGAAACAAACUGUCGCCAUCAAGUCCGUGAACAUGGCCAAAUUGAACAAAAAGCUAAAAGAGAACCUCCUCUCCGAAAUAUCAAUACUGAAGAGCUUACACCACCCACACAUCGUUGCGCUCAUCGGCUGCCAGGAAGCCCCGGCCAAAAUGCACAUUAUAAUGGAGUUCUGCGAGCUUGGAGACCUUUCCGCCUUCAUCAAGAAGCGUAGCAGCCUAGGAGACCAUCCAGAGACGCGACGGAUGAUUCAAAAGUAUCCCAAUCCCGCAGUUGGUGGCCUCAAUGAAGUGACCGUCAGGCAUUUCACGAAACAGAUGGCUAGCGCGCUCGAGUUCCUGCGGUCGAAGAACUACAUUCACCGGGAUCUCAAGCCACAGAAUUUGCUACUGAAUCCCUCGUCCUUGUACUACGCUAGGAACGACAUACUGGAUAGGAUGCCAAUGUCAGUUGAUGCGAAUUCUCUGAUACCAGCAGCUGGCAUUGAAUCGCUGCCUAUGCUCAAGAUUGCCGAUUUCGGCUUCGCAAGGCUUCUGCCUACGACAUCUCUGGCCGAAACUCUUUGCGGCUCUCCGCUCUACAUGGCUCCUGAGAUUCUGCGAUAUGAGAAGUACGACGCCAAAGCAGAUCUGUGGUCGGUAGGAACUGUGCUCUACGAAAUGAUGUGCGGUAGGCCACCCUUCCGAGCCAACAAUCAUGUGGAGCUACUCCGCCGGAUCGAGGAACGGAAGGACCACAUCAAAUUCGUGGAAGGCGUCGUUAUCAGCAGAGUCAUGAAGAACCUCAUCCGUGCGCUCUUGAAGAAGGUUCCAACCGAGCGAAUGUCCUAUGAUAGCUUUUUCAAGGACCCUGUAAUAUGCGAUGAAAUUCCCGGACUGGUCGGUGAAGAUCGUGCACCCGAGCCGGAACUCGAGGCUCCACUUCAGCCAAAGAGCGUUCAGAAGCUGCCUGCGGACGCGCAACAGCGAAUGCAGGACAGUCCGUAUUCCCAGUCGCCACGUGAAAGGACUAGUUUUGGCACCACGCCGCCAUCUCGGCCUAACUCCAGACCAACCUCUGGGCAGAACUUUGGCACUCCACCGCGACCCACCUCAGCGCGUAGGUUCAGCAAUGCUCAAAUGCAUGUAGCUGAGCCGCAAGGGCCCUCGCAAAAGGAGAGACGUCCAACCUUCACAAGUGCCGCGACUGCUCCAACCCGCCCAACGGUUAUUCAGGAUCGAAACCCAGUGCCAGCAGCAAUCGCCAUGGAUCGACGCAACAGUCGCAACUCUCCAUCCCCGACAUCGUCAAUGCUGAAGGAACACCUGGAUCGUGAACGCAUCCCUCAACGUGCAGAUGAGCGAGCUCUUCGGGAUGCAAGGGAACGAGCUGCACAAGAUAUUGCUUUCGAGCGAGACUACGUCCUCGUGGAGAAACGAAGGGUCGAGAUCGAUGCUCUGGCCGAUGAGUUUGCCGCUAGCCCCCAAACGACCCGAGAGCGACCUUCAUCGCCGAAGUAUGGAGCAAUGGUUCGGCGCGCGACCACACAGGGUUCACCUACUUCGACUCCUGGAGCCGCAAACCCCUCUCGUGCAAUACAGAUCGCCUCCAAGCGUCAGCAUCCGGAUGCACUACAUCAACGGAAUGCCUCGUACGAAAGGAGGUAUCGUCCAAGCUUCGAAAGCGCGACGUCGGCAUUAUCCAAGGCCAUGAACAUGGUCAAUAUUCGUGGCCUUGGCCUGUCCCCGCCCUUGAUGAAAGGAGUGUCUCCCCCGCAAGGAUAUUCGGCUUUCCCAACUUAUCCAACCGCCCAAAGUAGUCUUCUCUUGGUAGGCGAUGCAGGAAAGACUUCAAUCAAAGAUGAAGACACCAGGAUGAUCUCUGCCGUAGAGGACCUCGCUCAACGGAGUCACGUCGUCUUUGGUUUUGCGGAGGUCAAAUACAAGCAGCUUAUUCCGGCUCCUCCGAGUGAUCAGGGGCUUGGAAUUGAGGCAGCCAAUAUGGUUCGUAGGCCAAGCGGGCAGGAUGAUGCUGACGACGAUGACGACGAACUAACCGUCGAUGUCACGUUGCUUAUUUCGGAAGAGGCGCUCGUUCUAUAUGUCAAAUCUCUAGGUAUCCUCAACCGAGCUAUGGACCUCGCGGGAUCCUGGUGGAAUCGCCGUCAACGCACAGUUCCUAGCUCCGAGACAGCUUCUUUGCGUUCUAAUCCCUCAAGUGGAAACUCUACCGCACACGCUGACCGGAUGAACCAUGUUGUUCAAUGGGUUCGCAAUAGAUUCAAUGAGUGCUGUGACAAAGCCGACUUCGUGGCACAAAAACUACAAGACACCCAGAAGCAGCUGCCUGCUGAUCACCCAAACCAUCCAAACAACCGAUCGUCUGGAUCUGGCUCCAACACAACUCUUGCGUCUGCCGGAAAUAUUCACCUGACUACAGGUGUGACUGCAGAGAAAUUGAUGUAUGAGAGAGCUUUAGAAAUGAGUCGUGCGGCUGCAGUCAACGAGCUCGUUGGCCAGGAUCUUCCUGGCUGUGAGAUAAACUACUGGACCGCGAUUCGUAUGCUCGAGGCUAUCAUCGAGGUUGACGACGAUUCACCGCCGCGCGGUCGGAGCGACGACGACAACAUUAACGGGCUCGAGGAUGAAGAUCGUCAGUCUGUAAUCAAACUUCUUGAAAGCAUGAAGGCGCGACUUAAAGCCUUGAAGAGGAAGAUAGAAGCCCAAAAGGCUUCUAAGCGAUUAUCAACGGGAAACCCUGUCCCUCACCCAUCUAGGCGGAGCUCUCCCUCUUCUGGAGGUGUGGCCAGGUAAUCACGGUUGCAUGCCGCCGACGCCCGAGUUCGAAAUCUUGCAUAGCGCAAUCUCGCAUAAACUAGUACCACGGAUUUACUUAUGGAGCCAGGAUGAUUUCGUCC